AUGUAUUUCCGCAGCCUUUUCUUGUCCCUUUUCGUGGUCUUUGCCGUGGGCUUCGCCCUGGUUCAGGCUGAAGAUUCUAAGGAGCCUCGCGGCCCUAAGAUCACUAGCAAGGUCUACUUUGACAUUCAGCAUGGAGAAGAGUCUCUUGGUCGCAUCGUGAUGGGCUUGUACGGCAAGACUGUUCCUGAGACCGCUGAGAACUUCCGCGCUCUGGCUACCGGCGAGAAGGGCUUUGGUUACCAGGACUCUACCUUCCAUCGUGUGAUCAAGGACUUUAUGAUCCAGGGUGGUGACUUCACCAAGGGCGACGGCACUGGCGGCAAGUCGAUCUACGGCAACAAGUUCAAGGAUGAGAACUUCAAGCUGCGCCAUACCAAGAAGGGUCAACUGAGCAUGGCCAACGCUGGCAAGGACACCAACGGCUCUCAGUUCUUCAUCACCACCGCUAUUACCUCAUGGCUUGAUGGCCGCCACGUCGUCUUCGGCGAGGUCCUAGAGGGCUACGACAUUGUUGACAAGAUCCAGAACGUUCCCAAGAACCCCGGUGACAAGCCCAAGGAGGCGGUCAAGAUCGUCAAGAGCGGUGAGCUCGAGUUGGAGGCCGGAACCGAGGACGAAGAACUCGACCAAGAAUCGGCUUUUACCAAUGAGGUCCCCGAGACCGUCACGCCAUCUCACUCGUUGCAGCCCUUCGUAAUUUUCUUCGUCCUCGUUGGCGCCGUUGGUAUUUGGAUUUCCCGUCGACGUGGCCAGCAGCAGCAACAAGAGGAAAAAGAGUACGAUGCUUAA
Penicillium soppii is the source of this 789-nucleotide messenger RNA. RefSeq lists its product as uncharacterized. The transcript has 8 exons. NCBI's taxonomy places the organism in Eukaryota, Fungi, Ascomycota, Eurotiomycetes, Eurotiales, Aspergillaceae. Gene Ontology annotation, molecular function: peptidyl-prolyl cis-trans isomerase activity. Gene Ontology annotation, cellular component: endoplasmic reticulum; fungal-type vacuole. The record is from RefSeq and is a predicted model, not a curated record. Gene Ontology annotation, biological process: protein peptidyl-prolyl isomerization; protein folding. Bases 1 to 789 code for a protein of 262 amino acids.